GCACAGCCAACUUCACGUGUCAGGCACGUAAAUAAGUUUUGAAGUUGUUUUUAUGCCUGUUUUAAAUUCUUACAUAAAAUAUUAACAACAAUGUCGAUAGCUAAGCGCGUACAGCAAUGGGCAACUUUUGCGCGUACAUGGCACAUAUAUGACUGCACCUGGCAAAAUCCUUUUGAGUCCGCUCAACUGGUCAAAACACAUCUAAUGGGCCUGCAUAAACCAAUCUACCAUCCUAUGAUCUCCAGACGAACCUUGUGCACGACACAACUGCAGCCAGAGCUCCAUCAAUCGCAGCUGUUGCCAAUAUAUAAGUUACAAAAACGUAAUAUGGGUCGUUUGAGCAACGUUGAUCCCAGCUCCUACUCAGAGCCGGAGCUGAUAACCACCGAGCACAGCUCUAUUAAUUGGAAAGUUGACUUUGAGUCCACCAAGCUGCGCGGCAGUGUCUUGCACAAAUUCAAUGUGCUGUCCAGCAACCUAGAGAAAAUUCUGCUGGAUGUUCGUGAUAUAGACGUGAAGAAUGCCACGUUACUGGCCGGCGGCACUGAGCUGCCCAUUAAUUACUUCAUCAGCGAUCCAGUGCCCGAUAUGGGCCAGAAGCUGACGCUGGAGCUGCCAACCGGCACUGCGAAGGGCAGCCUAAACGUACGCAUUGAUUACGAGACGGCCAGCAACGCAAGUGGACUGCAAUGGCUGAAUCCCGCCCAAACGCUGGGCAAGAAGCAUCCGUAUAUGUUCUCGCAAUGCCAGGCUAUACACGCACGUUCUGUAAUGCCCUGCCAGGAUACGCCCGCUGUUAAGUUUACUUAUAACGCCGUUGUGGAACAUCCCACUGAGCUGACGGCAUUGAUGAGUGCUUUGAUUGACAAGAACGAGCCGGGCAAGACCCACUUCAAACAGGAGGUGCCCAUACCCGCAUAUCUGGUGGCUAUUGCCAUUGGUAAACUCGUGUCCCGUCGCUUGGGCGACAACUCAAAUGUGUGGGCCGAGGAGGCCAUUGUUGAUGCGUGCGCUGAGGAAUUCUCGGAAACAUCGACCAUGCUGAAGACCGCUUCAGAUUUGUGUGGCCCGUAUGUGUGGAAGCAGUACGAUUUGCUGGUCAUGCCGCCAUCAUUUCCAUUUGGCGGCAUGGAGAAUCCUUGCCUGACUUUUGUUACGCCCACGCUGCUUGCUGGCGACAAAUCUUUAGCUAACGUGGUGGCCCAUGAAAUUGCCCACAGCUGGACUGGUAAUCUGGUGACCAAUAAGAACUUUGAGCAUUUCUGGCUAAAUGAGGGCUUCACUGUGUUCGUCGAGUCAAAAAUUGUGGGUCGUAUGCAGGGCGCCAAGGAGUUGGACUUCAGAAUGCUCAGUAAUCUGACCGAGCUACAGGAGUGUCUACGCACUCAACUCUCUGGCACGCCGGAGCUAACCAGACUGGUUGUCGACUUGAGCAACUGCGGACCUGAUGAUGCAUUCUCUUCGGUUCCCUACAUAAAGGGGUCCACAUUCCUGCGCUAUCUGGAGGAUUUGCUUGGUGGCCCAAGCGUUUUCGAGCCCUUCCUGCGUGACUACCUGAAGAAGUUCGCAUACAAGUCGAUUGUUACGGACGACUUUAAGGGAGCCUUGUACGACUAUUUCAAGGAUACGGACAAGAAAGAUAAACUAAGCCUGGUGGACUGGGAUUUGUGGCUGAAAAGCGAGGGCAUGCCGCCCAUUAUACCCAAAUUUGAUGAAUCCCUGUCUAAUGUCACCAAGGACCUGGCCACCAAGUGGAGCACCAAGACUGUAGAUGAGUUGACCAACGAUGCGAACAUUAAGCAGCCCAUUUCUAUACACCAACUUAUUGAAUUCUUGGGCAAACUGAUUGAGAGCAAGGACAUUGUUGAGCUUAAUGAGCGCAAAAUCGAGCUGCUGGAGAACACCUACAAUUUGGGGCAAUCAAAGAACGCCGAGGUGCGUUUCCGUCUCAAUCGGUUGAUCAUACGUGCACGCCUCAUCAAGCGCCUGGAUGAGAUUAUUGAGUUUGCCAACUCAAAUUUCCGCAUGAAGUUCUGCCGUCCAAUCUAUCGGGAUUUGAGCGAAUGGCCAGAGGCCAAACCGGCGGCAGUAAAGAAUUUUCUGAACAUCAAGGAUCAAAUGAUGGCCGUGUGCUCGCACACCAUCGAAAAGGAUUUGGGUUUAAAGUAGAGCACAGCAUUAAAAUUGAAUUUUGAUUGCAUUUUGUGAAGUUUGACUUGAAGUCGUUUUGGUAAAAAGACUAAAAAUUAAACAAAAAAUCAUCAGUAUAUA
Molecule: messenger RNA, 2271 nt
Organism: Drosophila novamexicana
Lineage: Eukaryota; Metazoa; Arthropoda; Insecta; Diptera; Drosophilidae
Product: 39S ribosomal protein L13, mitochondrial
Exons: 7
Coding region: 91-2169 (692 amino acids)
Biological process (GO): translation; peptide catabolic process; negative regulation of translation
Cellular component (GO): cytosol; ribosome; mitochondrial large ribosomal subunit
Molecular function (GO): aminopeptidase activity; zinc ion binding; metallopeptidase activity
Source: RefSeq, a predicted model, not a curated record